Molecule: messenger RNA, 984 nt
Organism: Anthostomella pinea
Lineage: Eukaryota; Fungi; Ascomycota; Sordariomycetes; Xylariales; Xylariaceae
Source: the annotation of a GenBank genome assembly
AUGUCAUCUCAGACAGUCUUCCGACUGACCCCCCAGAACGGCUUCGAAGCGCUCCAAGCAUUCCAGGAGCCAAUCCCUACAGUCGGGAAGCAAGAAGUCCUUGUCAAGAUCCGCAGCGUCGCCCUGAACUACCGCGACAUCGUCAUCGCGACCGCGAAAUACCCGGUGCCGGUGAAGGACAAUGUGAUUCCCUGCUCCGACAUGGCCGGCGAAGUCGCGCAGGUAAGCGACGGGGUGACCGUGCUCUCGGUGGGCGACCGCGUCCUCGCGCCCGUCGACCCCGACUUCUUGUACGGGCCGUCGAAGGGCGCCGGGGGCGCCUUCGGCGGCGGCCGAGACGGCGUGCUUACGGCCUUCACGCAGUGGGCCGCUCUGGUUGGGACAGGAUCGACGGUGUGGAAUGCCUUCUACGGCAACAAGCCCCUCAAGCCGGGUGAUACGGUGCUAAUCCUCGGGACCGGCGGCGUCUCCCUGACGGCCCUGAUAUUCGCCAAAGCGGCUGGCGCAACCACCAUCUUCACGUCGUCGAGCGACCAGAAGCUUGCGCAUGUGAAGGCGAGAUACGGCGCCGACCACACGAUCAACUACGCGACGCACGCCGACUGGGCCGCCGAGGUGCAGCGCAUCACGGGUGGCCGGGGCGCGGACCACAUCAUCGAGAACGGGGGCGCGGGGACGAUGCGGCAGAGCCUGCAGGCUGUGGCCUACGGCGGCGUCGUAUCCGCGAUCGGCUUCCUGAGCACCGUGACGCAGGACCAGAUGCCGGAUGUGACGAUGAUGACGAUGCUCAAGGGCUGCGUCACGCGCGGGAUCUUGAGCGGGUCGAAGCAGCAGCUCGAGGAGGCGGUCAGGUUCGCACAGGGUCGCGGGCUGGAAGUGCCCGUGGAUAAGACGUUUGGCUAUAACAGGGACGAGAUCAUCGCGGCGCUGCAGUAUGUCGCGGACGGCCGGCACAUUGGCAAGGUUUGUAUCGACCUGGACUAG